Loxodonta africana (African savanna elephant) is the source of this 6029-nucleotide messenger RNA. RefSeq names its product T-box transcription factor 20 (gene TBX20). The record is from RefSeq and is a predicted model, not a curated record. NCBI's taxonomy places the organism in Eukaryota, Metazoa, Chordata, Mammalia, Proboscidea, Elephantidae. The transcript has 8 exons. Gene Ontology annotation, biological process: vasculogenesis; positive regulation of DNA-templated transcription; regulation of transcription by RNA polymerase II. The coding region runs from base 479 to 1828 and encodes 449 amino acids. Gene Ontology annotation, cellular component: nucleus. Gene Ontology annotation, molecular function: RNA polymerase II cis-regulatory region sequence-specific DNA binding; DNA-binding transcription factor activity, RNA polymerase II-specific.
UCCUGGGCGCCGCGCCCCGCUCAGCACGCCCACUUGGAGGGGCGCUAGGCCGGCAACUACCUCCCUAAAGCUUAGGUGGCUCCGGCUGUCCCCAGCGAGGAAGGGUAGAAACACGCGGGAGGGGUGCUGCGGGAUCCCUGGGCUUUGCGCUGCUGAUGCUGGUCUCCGGCUUCGAGUGGUUCAGCCUCUCGUCUUGCGGAGCGCCCCAGUAUUUGCGCGUCUGGUUGAGUCCCAGUUGUUUCUCUCACUUGUUCUCUGGCUAACUCCGAAGUCUCCGCGGCUCUGGGGCCUUGCGGUCGGGGAAAGGAGAGACCAGUGUGGAGCUUUGGGAGGUUGAAACUGACACGUCCGGAGUCCCUGGCUCCGCUGUGAUCGCACUCAGGAACUUUGCGCUGUGUUUCGGGUCUUUGUCUCCCUUGGGAAUCUGGAAGGCAACUCGGCAGGCCCAGUCCCUGGCCAGGACCCCACGCUGGGGGCCAUGGAAUUCACUGCGUCGCCCAAGCCUCAGCUCUCCUCCCGGGCCAACGCCUUCUCCAUCGCCGCGCUUAUGUCGAGCGGCGGCUCCAAGGAGAAGGAGGUCACGGAGAACACCAUCAAACCGCUGGAGCAAUUUGUGGAGAAGUCAUCCUGCGCCCAGCCCCUGGGUGAGCUGACCAGCCUGGACGCCCAUGGGGAGUUCGGUGUAGGUGGCAGCGGUGGCAGCAGUAGCCCAUCCUCCUCUCUGUGUACGGAGCCGCUGAUCCCUACCACCCCCAUCAUGCCCAGCGAGGAAAUGGCCAAAAUUGCCUGCAGCCUGGAGACCAAGGAGCUUUGGGACAAAUUCCACGAGCUGGGCACGGAGAUGAUCAUCACCAAGUCGGGCAGGAGGAUGUUUCCAACCAUCCGGGUGUCGUUUUCGGGAGUGGAUCCUGAGGCCAAGUACAUAGUCCUGAUGGACAUCGUCCCCGUGGACAACAAGAGGUACCGCUACGCCUACCACCGGUCCUCCUGGCUGGUGGCCGGCAAGGCCGACCCUCCGCUGCCCGCCAGGCUAUAUGUGCACCCAGAUUCUCCUUUUACGGGUGAGCAGCUACUCAAGCAGAUGGUAUCUUUUGAAAAAGUGAAGCUCACCAACAAUGAACUGGAUCAACAUGGCCACAUAAUUUUGAACUCAAUGCAUAAGUACCAGCCUCGGGUACAUAUCAUUAAGAAGAAAGACCACACGGCCUCAUUGCUCAAUCUGAAGUCUGAAGAAUUUAGAACAUUCAUCUUUCCAGAGACAGUUUUUACAGCAGUCACUGCCUACCAGAACCAACUGAUCACCAAGCUGAAAAUAGAUAGCAACCCUUUUGCCAAAGGAUUCCGGGACUCCUCCAGGCUCACUGACAUUGAGAGGGAAAGUGUGGAGAGCCUGAUUCAAAAGCAUUCCUACGCCCGCUCACCCAUUCGUACCUACGGAGGAGAAGAGGAUGUCCUGGGAGAUGAGAGUCAGACCACACAAAAUCGAGGGUCAGCCUUUACAACCUCCGAUAAUUUGUCUCUCAGCUCCUGGGUAUCAUCUUCAUCUAGUUUUCCUGGAUUUCAGCACCCACAGUCCCUGACUGCUCUUGGCACCAGCACAGCAUCCAUAGCAACACCCAUUCCUCAUCCCAUUCAGGGUUCUCUGCCACCAUAUAGCCGACUCGGGAUGCCUCUGACCCCAUCGGCCAUUGCCAGCUCCAUGCAAGGGAGUGGCCCAACGUUCCCUUCGUUCCACAUGCCCCGAUACCAUCACUACUUUCAGCAGGGGCCCUAUGCUGCCAUCCAAGGACUGCGCCAUUCCUCUGCUGUGAUGACACCAUUCGUAUGACUGUUCUAGAAUUAGGGGGAUCCAGCCCCAGAAUGUGCAAACUGGGUGUGGAAAUAUGGGACAAGGUUGGGUGGUUGGGAUGUGAGGUGUUGCAGCAGGGGCUCUCUAAGGACAUGGGACCUAUUAAAGAGGAGAGCUGAACUCAGAAUAAACCUUCUGCAGAGGGAAUGCACCAUGAACCAGGGUUCAUCUGUAGUUGGGGGGCAGCUGUUGGGUUCAGAAGAGAUUCACUGUAAAGUUCUUAGCCAGCCAAGUCCUGCAACCAAUAGGAUGCCAACUUGCCCAGAAAGUUUCAUAAUGCAGGUCAGAUGAAUCUUAAGGUGCAAUUAUUCCUAGUGGUUAAAAAAUGCUGUGUUAAUGCAGUAAUGUAUAAAAUCAAUGUGUACAGGUUUUCUUUCUGCUUCCACACGUUAAGAGAAUUUUCAAAGAGGCAAUACUGUAUCGCCUAUUGACGUAAUGAUUAACUUAAGUCAAUUUCUCCCUGUAGAAAACGGGAGCUAGUAGAGAAAUAUUUGUAGUGCUGUAGCUUAAGCAUGUUUAGUUUUCCUUUGUGUUAGUUUGCUGGGAAAGCAGCUGAGAUAAUGCUAAUGUAUCCUGUUUUGUGGAUGAAUAGGUUGUAAUUACCUCACAAAAUUCUUUUGUAAUAUUGAAGAGCCAGUUCCUGACAAGCUUGGGUUUUCAGUCUUGUCUUCUUUCUUCCUAAUUCUCUUUCAUGCAAAUAUUUGCCGUUGAUGUAGGAAAUAUCUUCCAAAGACAAUUUUGACGCAAAAGGCUGUAUGUGUUACAUUGCAAAACUGAGGUUUUAUUUUUCUGGGCUGGCAUUCUAAAUACACUGCGUAUUCACUCACUGAGGAACACGAUAGAGCCUAUAGUGUGUGAUGGUAUGUGAGGCUUUCCUUCACUUACAAGCUGCAGUAAAAGGAUGGUUGCCCUAUUCUGGAAGGAAUUUCUCUGCCAUGGGUACCAAAGGCCCCUUCCUUUUCAGUUCAGCUCUGGAAGCGCUUAUGGGUGUUAAAAUGUACUGGGCCAGGUUCUCUUUUUCAGUAAUCUGUUUUGUUGUUAGGUUAGCUGCUGCCACCGAUUGACAAAGACUUGUGAAUCCUUGUCAUAAGGCUAUUAGAUCACAAAUUACUAGAUAACAAGGUCCUUUAAGGUUCGUAUGCUCGUGAGGACCUGUGUCCCUACAUUUGAUUUGCCCCUUUUUCUUACUGUGUUACCUUCACUGACUCCUUUACCACCUUUCUUGGUCCGUAAUAUGAAAUCGCGUGUUAAUGGCUCCCUGAACAUUGGCAGUUCUUCUAAGUAAAUCUGAAGCAUCUAUCCAUUUAUUUUCAACUCCUGCUGUCUUCUCAGACCUUUCUCUAAUGUUUAUAACAGUAAUUAAUUGUAUUUUAGGUAUAUAUAACCUGUAUAUUUUUGAGUAACAUGUAUCUAAGCAUUUACAGUCAGGGUAAUACAUUUGACAUUUUGUUACCACAGUAACAGAGACUCAAUCAAAUUAAUAGUCUUUCAACUUUAGAUAUAAUGUGUUCCAGUUACAGGGUAUAACCUGUCUUCUUAGGAAAGCCCCCCAAAGCUCUAUUUUAAUUAUUGUAUGUAAUAUUCAUUCUACCCUGCUUUGACUGCAAAAGUAUUGAAUCUGUUAAAAGAGAUGGGAAAUACUGCUGCUGACAACAGAUAUGUAUUUGGGGGUAAAGGCAAUACACUUACCACAUCAAACUCCAGUGGGACUGUAUUCGAUUGUUUUAGUGUUAGGCUUUUCCGUAUCAAAUGCCUUUCUGGGGCAUUUCCAGCCUAUGAAACAAGGCACAAUAGCACAGACUGUCUAUAUGAUGCCGCUGUUGGAUUUUGCACUUCCCUUUCUCCAGUGUAUCCCAGAGUUCAUUUGUGGAGAUGCAUGGGCUGGUUAACAAAGCAUCUGAGUCCCAUGGCAGACCCUGUAGGCAACUUUUUAACUUCUUGCAUGUUACACUGUCAUAGCCACUGGUCAUUUACUUUCAAACAAAGCACAGAUGUGCAUUUCUUUGAAAAAGCAGCCAUGAGUAAUAUGUAAAAUACAUAUCCAUAGAGCUAGGGGUUUACUAUUUAAUAGUUGGCCUGUUGCCAGUAGUCCUUUUAAUACAGAGUACUGCUGCUUAAAGCAGGAAUAACAAAAGAUGCUAUUUUACAUAAUGCUACUCAAGACCCUAGUAAAUUACUGGCCUACUGAAAUGAAGCCAUGUCUGAAUUAUCUUUUCAAAGAGAGCUAAAGGAUAUGGCAGUACUAUUCUGACAUUUCUCCCGAUCUGUGUGUCUCCGAGUAGGUUUGUGUGCUUUUGUUAAGUACAAUUUUCACAAGUAUUUCCUGACUUCAUAACUUUAUUUUGUAGUUAAGCAAUAUAUGAUUAAAAUAAGUAGAAUGCUUAGAGAAAAGCAUAGACUAAGAUAUCAAAGCAUACUCUUGCAAAAUCAUACUUGAAAUUAUAAAUUGGGUAUUUUUUGGAAGUAUUUAGUAUUAUUUCAAAAAGAGAGAAAAACCAAAAAAACAAAGAAACCCAUUGCCUUAGAGUCGAUUCCAACUCAUAGCGACCCUAUAGGACAGAGUAGAACUGCUCCGUAGGGUUUCCAAGGCUAUAAAUCUUUACAGAAGCAGACUGCCAUGUCUUUCUCCCACAGAACGGCUGGUGGGUUCCAACUGCUGACCUUUCAGUUAGCAGUUGACUGCUUUAAUCACUGUGCCACCAGGGCUCCUAAAGAGAAGAAGCACAAGUGAUAUGGAGUUUAACCUAGUCAGAGUCACUCUAGCCAUGGGAGCAAGGGGGUAGAUAGGAAUCGACCCCACCUGGGCCUUUUUGGGAAUCCCAGAGUGGUCUAAACAGUGAAAGCACUCACAUUCGGCUGCUAACAGAAAAAGGCUGAAGGUUUGAGGCCACCCAGAGGUACCUCAAAAGAAAGUAUUGGUGAUCUACUUCCAAAAAAUCAGCCAUUGAAGACCCUGCGGAGCCCAGUCCUACUGUGCCACAUGUGGGAUCACCAUGAACUAAAAUUGAUUGAAUGGCAACUGGCUUUUUAAUUGGGACUUUUUGAGCUGUUCGGCUGUGGCUUCUUACUUAACCCACUGGGAAUUUAAGAUUUCAAAUUCCAAAUCCUAUUCUAUGAAAAAUAAUUGCAAGAACUAGAUAAUCAGUUGUAAAGCCAAUUAAGUAAUAAAGAGCAUGGGUUAUAAUAUAGUUGGAGUAAAUUCAGGGUUUUUCUCACAAGUAUAUUCCAGUAUCAAAAAGGAACGGCCAAUGUGCAGAGUGGUAGAAAGACAUCCUGCCAGAGCUGCUUCGCCGGACCCUGAGGGAUUAAUUCACAGCUUAGCAGGUUCUGCACUGGUGAUUUGAACAGGUAGAGGAUGGGUCUUACACAUUUCUAUAUUAUUUUAGAAUGUAAGGAGUUUUGUAAACAAGCAAAGGGAAGGGUACAAACUCUAAAAACAUCAGAAAACCAUACAAUCUUUUCUUCACUACUAUUCUGUGCCACUUAUAAAUAUUCCAGUACUUAUCUUUCUUCAGCAUGCUUAAAUAUGCAAGGAUUCAUUUAUAAAUAUUUAUUAGGCAAAUAAUCCAAAAGUAUUUUCUGGCCCUUUUUCCUCUGUUCCUCCCCCAAAUAAUUUCAAUCCCUUCCCCAUCCUAAGCGAAGUAUCUCAGCAAUAAGAAAAUGAACGCAUUUUGGUAAAAUAACGUGUAAUACAUCUUGACAAAAAAUACAGUUUGUUGUAUUUUACUUCUGGUCCAUUUACUGUAUUUAGUUUUCUUUUUCUUUUCAAGAACCUAAAAGAAGUUCUUUUUUUUUCCCCCCUUAAAGGAUAAAAAUUGAAUAUAGCUUCUUUAGUAGAUUGUAUCACAGUUCUGUUGUUUGCUGUGUUCAUUUUUUUAAUGGAUUGCGUGAGAACAGUCACUGUAAUGAAGUGUGUGCUAGGGUAGGGGGAAGGGCAUGGGAAAUGUUUUAUGAAAAAAGAAGUUAUAAGCCUAAUACUAUGAAGUGACAUCUAAUGAAGUUUCUUUUUAAGUGCAAUAUAUUUAUUUCUGCUAGAAAUGUAUCCUCAACAUUAUGUUAUAUUUGAAGCAUUACAUGUUAUUUGUAAACAGCUUAAAAUUAUAUGUUACCCAAAAUUGUACAGAAGUACAAAUGUGUGGAUAUUGAAUUCUUUCAUUAAAAAAUGGUGUGUUUUUUGAUA